Molecule: messenger RNA, 4682 nt
Organism: Patiria miniata (bat star)
Lineage: Eukaryota; Metazoa; Echinodermata; Asteroidea; Valvatida; Asterinidae
Product: collagen alpha-1(I) chain-like
Exons: 35
Coding region: 507-3497 (996 amino acids)
Source: RefSeq, a predicted model, not a curated record
UCCCCUGUAAUAUUCUGGCAAGCCGCCGCUGUAAUUUGGCCCGAUUCCCGCUCGACAGGAUCCCCCAACUGAUCGCUAUGGGAAGUUUGACAAGGUGAACUCCACGCGUAUACGUCAGGUCCACACCGUGGACGCCCCGUCUUCCCUACCCGACAUUGCGCCGCAUUUGCCCCCUCGAAUCAUUUCAUAUUUUCUCGUUAGCCCCGGCCCAAUCACCGCGCGGGACGCCCCACCGAGCAGUCUGAAAGGCGAACGCCAACCGGUAAUAAAAUGGAAGUCGCCCCGCUAGAUGGAAAGUCCUUAGCUCGCUGACUCGGGCCUGCUGCCUCGCGUCUGAUACCUCGCUGUGGUGGAUCCAGACUCUCCGGAAAGAUCUUGCUCCUCGAACUUGAAAGUCAGAGUCUGGUCUCACUCCUGACUUGGGGAUACCAAGGAAGAAGUAAAGAAGAAGAAGAAACUUUGGAACUUUAUUGGCUGGGGUCUGUGGACUCCUUACACCGCUUCCAAUGAGAGAACAGUGUAAUUCAAGAUGGCCGGUCAGGCUGGAGUUAUGUAUGGUCGCAAUAUUUCUUGUAUUUUCUUCAUAUCAAAUCGGAGCUACAGCACGAGUUCAACUUCCCUUGUAUUUGGCAGAGCAAUUGGAGACGCUGGAGUGCCCGGACGACAUCAGGAUUGGGGAAAAUGACUUACCAGGUUGGGAUGUGAUCAGGCUGUUCACAUUAGACAACCAGGCGUCAGGGAUAAAAGAGAUUCCUGGGUCUAACGAGUAUCAGACAGCCUAUAAGAUCAACAAGAAGAGCGACCUGGUUCGAUUCCCUACAAGCGCACUCUUUCCUGAUGGUCUUCCCGAUGAGUUCUCCUUCGUCUCCACCUUCAAGAUGUCCCCGGCAGCCCGCCAGGAGGACUGGCUCUUAUGGCAGAUCAGAGACCCGGCCAAGGUACCACAGUUGGCAUUCAGGCUCAACGGCGAAGUGCAAGCGCUUCAGAUCGUCUACGUAGACACUGAAAGACAACUACAGAGCGUCAGCGUCAGGAACGUUGAGGAACUAUUUGAUGGCGAAUGGCAUAAACUUCACAUCAUCAUCCUGAACGACCGAGUGACUGUCUUUGUCGACUGCAAAAUCGUCUCGUCGACCUUGAUCUCACCGCCUCGCGGCGUAGUGGACUACUCCGGGAAGAUAAGCAUCGGAAGGACCCUCGACGGCGACAUGCCGGUGCCGUUUGAAUUGCAAUGGAUGAUCAUUCACUGCGACCCGUCGAGACCAGAGCGAGACAACUGCGAAGAACUUCCGACAAAGGAAGGUCCGGGCCCUGGGACUUGUGAGCAGAUUUGCCCUGCGGGACCAGCCGGGCCUCAAGGACCAACGGGAGCAACUGGUAGCCCUGGUCGACUGGGCAGAGAUGGGGAGCCCGGCCUGCCUGGCCCGUCUGGACCGGUAGGACCGCGCGGUGCGGACGGAUUCAGGGGAACUCCAGGCUCGUCCGGCCCACCCGGACCACCAGGCCCACGGGGUGACCCGGGACCUAUGGGUAUUGAUGGUACGAACGGCGAACCUGGAGAAAAGGGUGAACCGGGUUUCACUGGGAUUACUGGGCCCACUGGUCAGCCGGGUCAACCAGGCUUCCCCGGCCCACAGGGACCGCAGGGACCCGCUGGAGAUUUCGGCAACAUCGAGGAUCUGGUUAACCAGCUUGGUUUACUGAAGGGAGAAACCGGUUCGCCAGGCCUGCCGGGUUUGAAUGGAGUUCCGGGUGAAAAUGGCCGCAUUGGUCCACGUGGGCCGCGUGGACCCCAAGGAGCACCAGGUCUGGACGCUCAAGACGGUGCCCCGGGUAUUCAAGGCGUUCAAGGCCCCAUGGGACCACAAGGACCGCCCGGUCCUCCUGGUAGACCCAGCUCGGGAAGUGAGUUUACCCAGGAGCCGACGACUAUUGUGGGACCCCCCGGACCACCUGGCCCUCAAGGAAUUCGCGGUGUGCAAGGACCACAGGGCGAGACAGGAUCCAGAGGCGAUAUUGGUAGACCGGGACCACGUGGACCCAAGGGAGACGACGGACCCCAAGGCCCACCAGGAAAGACGGGCGAAACUGGAGGCUCGGGAAGUCAGGGACUAUCAGGAUCCUCAGGACCACGUGGUGACAAAGGAGAACAAGGUGUACAAGGCCCAGCUGGAAUACAGGGACCGCCGGGUACAAUCGGACCGAGGGGUAACGAUGGACCGCGGGGCGCCACAGGACCAACUGGGAAUCCUGGACCACCAGGUCCUACCGGCAGUACAGGUGCACCGGGCCUCUUGGGCGUGAAAGGAGCUAAGGGAAGUUCUGGGAACCCCGGACCACGAGGCACGGACGGGAUUGACGGGCAGAAAGGAGACAGGGGAGACGACGGCUUGCCAGGGGAACGUGGACUGGCCGGACCCAUGGGAAUGCCUGGACCUAUUGGUGACCCUGGUGAUGAGGGGCAAUCCGGGAACCCUGGCCGCAAAGGUGACACAGGAAGCAUCGGAGAAAAGGGACCUCCCGGUGAACCAGGACCGAAAGGACAGACUGGUAUUUUUGGACCAGAGGGGCCGAAGGGAGAACGGGGUCAGCCCGGCAUACAGGGCGCCAGGGGACGGCCGGGACCUAAGGGUAGAGAUGGCGAUCCGGGUAUCGUUGGCCCACCAGGCUUGAAAGGAUCUAUGGGUAUCAUGGGCCCACAGGGUCCACGGGGCGAUCUCGGAGUGAAAGGGGCACGAGGACCGAACGGGGCGAGAGGUAACACGGGACGCACUGGAGAAGAGGGUAAACCUGGACCGAUAGGCCCGCCAGGACUGGACGGACAGCAGGGGUCUCGCGGGGAUCCUGGCCCCAACGGCCCAGUCGGUCCGCGCGGCUUGCAAGGACCCACCGGCGCAACCGGAGUCAAAGGCGAGGCGGGACUACGUGGCUACCAAGGAGACAGGGGAGAACCGGGCCAGCCCGGUCUCACACCAACAGAGGAUGACAUCGCUAAAAUAGUGGAGAAGGUUCUUCAGAGUCAAAUGCAGAACAUCGCGUCUCGAAUGACCGGCCCGCCGGGCCCUCCAGGGAGAACACUCCGAGGUAAUCCCGGUAGUAGAGGUACCCCCGGACCGAAUGGCAGCCCCGGAGGCAAGGGUGUAGCCGGUGAUCCGGGCCAGCCCGGACGACCAGGAGUACGGGGUGACCCAGGCCUCAACGGCCCACAAGGUGCACGCGGGUCUCGUGGUGACAAAGGCAACAAAGGAUAUGGCAGCCGCGGUUUCCCAGGUCACAUGGGAUUACAAGGUCUUCCGGGCGACCCAGGGAUUGGCCGGAACGGUAAGGACGGCGCACCGGGCCCACGCGGACCGAACGGAGCUACCGGACGCCGCGGACCCUCUGGCCCGCAAGGUAAUGCGGGCUACUGCGAAUACUGCAACUAUCCCGGAGCUCAGCAGCUCGUCAAUCCGUACCCGUAUCAGCCUUAUAUAGACCUCAACAACAAAGCAGGUUAAACUGCUACUUUUCUUUUCCAAAAUCCCUGUGAAAUAAAACAAAAAGCAGUCUGGAUAUCUGGAAUACGUCAAAUGCUAGGAUAGCUUCAGUUUCAAUUUCACCCGUUGUAUAUAAAACUUUUUGGAUUCUUAAUAUCAAGCCAGAUUUAAGACUUUGAUUGUGCACCGACAAUUUGUUUGAAUUUGGGUGAUAUGUGAGUAUAGUAUCCAAUGUAAUUAUGAUAACUUUGAUAUGAAACAAAUAGAUGGAAGUAGAGACAUUUGUUGACAGAUAAGGCGCGCUUUACUUUGUCUCUCUGCUAAUUAGAGACUUUAAUUCGCCUGUAUCUUGCAGUGAAAUGGUCGCAAGUAAUCCAAUUGCAAUUUUGUACAAUCUACUGCCACAGCUUCAGAAUGGUGCUAAACAGUGUGUUUCAUAAACGAUAAUUGUAUUCGUUUUAAGUGUAUUUUAUUUAGAGUGAGGAAAUCCGUAGAAAAUGUUCUUUUUUUCGUAAGAAUAUAAUUUUGCUUGUCUAACAAUCUGCACUUUGAAAUUUUCACUGUAGAAUAGCUACAAGUUUUAAUAUUGCACUCAACUAAUCCGAAUUCGUUAAAGAAAUGGCACUUGAAAAAUGUAAUAAGAAGUAAAUUUUGGUUUCAUGCAGUACAAACAAAAACAACCAUUAGUCUUAGAAAGCACGGCUUUUGUUAACAGUAUAAGAAUUCACUUUGUAUACAUUAAUUUACACUGAUGUGAAUUUGCAUGACAAGUCCGCUUGUAUAUUACGCAGUGUAUCUUAAGCUUAAAGUUAGCCAAUUAAAUUAAGUACAUGUAAUGAACAUUUUAUUUCCCUAAGACAAAACAAAGAAUCAUCAUGUUUCAAGGAUUUACUGGUGCACUGAAUGUCAGUUAAUGGUUUUGAAAUUUUUCGGGGGGGGGGGGGUUGGAAUUGUCAAACAGAACACAGGUGACUUUUUCAAUACCUAAUAAAAUAAUGCGCUGCAUCUGCAUUUUCAAUUUUGCCCGAUAGCAAAGUAACUGAUGGUAACGGGCCACAUGUUUGGACGAAUAAAAUAUCAUGUUGAGCAAUUGAUUAUCUUUAAUUCAUCUUAAAAAAUAAUAAUAAUAAUAAUAAUAAUAAAAUAACGUCAAUAACCUGGGAUCCACCAACCUCGAAUCCAGGGCUUGCUUUAUUUUCAACCUCG